Molecule: messenger RNA, 924 nt
Organism: Vitis vinifera (wine grape)
Lineage: Eukaryota; Viridiplantae; Streptophyta; Magnoliopsida; Vitales; Vitaceae
Product: protein PYRICULARIA ORYZAE RESISTANCE 21
Exons: 3
Coding region: 69-542 (157 amino acids)
Molecular function (GO): metal ion binding
Source: RefSeq, a predicted model, not a curated record
GCCACUUAAUAAACCAAUCUUUUUCUUCCUUCGACUCAAUUCUGAGUUCGGAUCCCAUCUCUCACAGCAUGGCAGAGGUUACGAAAAUGAAGCUGAAGGUUGUUAAUCUAGGGUGUAAACGCUGCUACAAGAAGAUCAAGAAACUGCUCUGUAAAUUUCCUGAAAUACGAGACCAGACUUUCAAUGAGAAGGAUGACACCGUGAUAAUCAAAGUAGUAUGCUGCAACCCUGAGAAGAUCAGAAAGGAGCUUAUGUGCAAAGGUCGCGAUAUCAUCAUUCGUAUCGAGGUUAUACCGCCACCGCCACCGCCACCGCCACCACCACCGCCACCGACACCGCCACCGCCACCGACACCGCCACCGCCACCGACACCGCCACCGCCACAGACACCGCCACCGCCACCGACACCGACACCGCCACCGCCACCGCCACCGCUAGUGUAUAUAGCAUUCAUCUAUCCAAGUGGGUGUCGCUGUGACAGAAGCUAUGAUUGCCGCUGUGAAUUCCUUAUUGAAGAAAAUCCCACAUGCACCAUCAUGUGAAUCAUACUCCGUCGUGAUUGUCGUUGUCUGGUUUCUUUAGUUCCUCUUCUCAGUUGGGUGUUGAGUCGGUGAUCAGUUCUUUUCGGUUAUUUUCUCGUCCACAACAUAAAGGUUGUAUAGGCCAAUAAUAUUUGUGGACUAAUAGAUGUUGAUUUCAUCCUUAGAUGCUUAUAAUUCACUUCAAAAGGAGAAUAAAAAGAUUAUCGAAAGCACCUUUUGUAAGGGCCCUUUUGAAGACGUCCUGAAUGUUUCAAUCCUCAGAAUACCCCACAAGGUACUGGUAUGGAACUCUGGUACAGUGGUACUGGAGAAUUCUGCAACCAUUUGUGAACUUUAUGAUCUUUCAGGUUCUAUACAAUUCUGCAAGUCAAUGUCUCAUGUA